Molecule: messenger RNA, 1544 nt
Organism: Styela clava
Lineage: Eukaryota; Metazoa; Chordata; Ascidiacea; Stolidobranchia; Styelidae
Source: RefSeq, a predicted model, not a curated record
GAAAAAUUUCGUAUCUAAUUUGUCUUUGUUCUAGUUUAAAUUUGUUGACUAAAAUAUUCUCAAACUCUCUGAAAUCACCAAAAUGAAGAACGUAUUGGCCAUCUUGUUGCUGUCAAUGGUUGGAGUAGCCUUUGGAGGGGAAUGCAAAGGGGUUUUUAAAUGUUACGAUGAUCGCGUGAACAAGUGGAUCAACAGUCAGAUCGGGGUUGAACUCAGUGGACAUUACACCUAUUUAUACUUGGCCCAAAUUUUCGAACAUCAUACCCGCCAUUACCCAAAGGUCGCAAAAUAUCUUCGCGCCAAAUCUGCUGAAGAACUUAGUCAUGCAGAGCGAUUCAUAGAAUAUCAAAAUCAACGAGGCGGAACUGUCGACAUGCCAACAGUCUCGCGAUACACCGAAGGUUCGUGCGUUGACGUCAAAGACAUUAAGACGGCUUUCAAAUGUGCAAUGGAGCUUGAAGCUCACGUGACUCGUCAGCUGACCCAACUACAUAACGAUGCAUCCGAAGUGAAAAAAGAAUUUUCCAACCAGUGUUCUGGGGUUGAUGACAUUGAUGACGAUGACUUGAGAUUGACACAGCCUCUCCUCAUUACCUGCACGGUUGGCGAGAACUCUGCAACCACUACCAGCACUAUGAACGCCUGCACCUGUGAUUCGAUACAGUCAAUACAAUACGUUGAGCUUGCUGAAAUGAUUGCUCACGAGUUCCUCGGCCACCAAGUGGAAGACACCAAGGAGAUCGCCAAUCAUUAUCGCAAUGUAUUGAAAUUGCAAUCGGCAGAUGGCGCUCCGGGUCUCGGUGACUUCAUUUUCGACAAGCACCUUGAACUGUAAUUUAGCUACAUAUCAUUAUAUUACGUCAUACCGAUGACGUCAUUGUGAUUUUACGAUUUAAUUUUUGUGAUAAUUCUUUCUGUAUAUAUUUUUUUCAUUUGUUAUGAGUGCUAUUAGGCUAGACUAGGGCUACUCAAUGGGAAGACAGUACAUUUAACUUGUAUGGGGAAGGGUUACAUUUUGCAAACAAGAAAUCCACACUUCUUCCUGAUAUAAUGAUUCACUACUUUAGUUUUAUUUCAGUACAUGGUCGAUGUUAGCAGCCCACCACUAAUUUCAUGAUUUCUUUCAUUCAAUUCUUAGGCUUCGUUGUUGAUUUGUUGAAUUCCCGGUCUCUUCAAUGUCUAUCAAUCUGUGUUAGUUGGAUAAUUCAUGCAAUACUCACCGUCAGUAUCAGUAGUUUCAAAACUUUUUGAAUUAAAUAUUAGAACCUCGGGUGUCGCUGCUCGAUAAAAGCUUUGGUUCCCCGCGACUUCCCUUCCCCAGUAAAACUUUGUAAUUAUCAUUUUCUUUUAUUUUGUGCUCAAGUCAUUUUUUUAACGGUUGGAAAAAAUGAACUUUGUUGGGGCGAUGACGUAACGCACGCCUGAAAUUAAAUGAUUGGUGGGGCGAUAUUAGGUAAUGCCAUAAAUUUACUUCUAUAUCACGUACUUUCAUCAGUGUUAACCAAAUCAUUCGAAUAUUGCAAUAAAAUCAAAUAAUAACAUUG